AUGAAAAUACCAAAGCACUGUUUGAUGCAGAUUGAAAACUGGAUAAUAGCUAUUAAAGCAUAUCCUUAUAUAGAUCCAGAGGACUUACUGCAAUUAUGUAAUCGAUGUACAACGUACAAUACUCUAUUGCCGGAAAUAAGUACAGAGCCUGGCACUUCUUGCUCUCACUGUGGCUCUCAAUUUCAGUAUUCUUUCGUUAUGUUUGAAAUUCUACCUUUGGUAGAGUUUGAGUUAGAACCAGGAAUUACGAAUGAAGAGGCAGAGAAAUUUAUUAAAGAGCCAGUUCAACCAAUCAAAAGUGCAUUGGAAAAAAAAAAUCAACUUACAAUUUUUAGUGACAAGACCGACUUAUUCUUGAAUCAUUUGGAACAGUAUGAGAUUCUUGAAUAG
Messenger RNA from Copidosoma floridanum, 390 nucleotides. It is a transcript of the gene Oseg1, whose product is annotated as intraflagellar transport protein Oseg1. Gene Ontology annotation, biological process: intraciliary retrograde transport; protein localization to cilium; non-motile cilium assembly. Gene Ontology annotation, cellular component: non-motile cilium; intraciliary transport particle A. The record is from RefSeq and is a predicted model, not a curated record. Gene Ontology annotation, molecular function: protein binding. Lineage: Eukaryota; Metazoa; Arthropoda; Insecta; Hymenoptera; Encyrtidae.